UAACAGUGAUGUAGUGAAGUUUUACAACUAAGCUAUGCGAUAAAUUAUACGGAUAAUUUUUAUAUCUAAAUUAAAGGAGUGGCGUCGGAAAAACACUUAUGAUGAAGCAGUAUAUCCUUCAUGUUGUAUUUUACAGAUUCACCGACCCUGAUCAAGGAAGUAACACACACAUGUCUUAUUUUACUUCUUUCGUCUUUGAAAUAAGUGAUGGCAGCAGAAGAGAAAAUCAAAUGGUCUGAAGAAACAUUUUCCAUUCGAGAUGUUGCAUAUAACAAUCUGCCAACAGUCGUCAAAGUAGCUGAUGGAUAUUACAGCGAAAAUGAAGCCGAAAGCUUUUCAAAUGGCGACCUUAUCAAACUGGAUUUUAAAAAAAGUUAUUCCAAAGUACGAGGGCGGUGCGUUGGUGGUAAACCGAAAGUAGACGAUCUGGGAUACUUAUCCCCGGACAAAGACAUUCUGAUUCCACUAGGUUACAAAGGGAAAGUAAAAGUGGAAUGUGUGCAAAAUACAUUUAACAGUGUUGAAGAAUUAAUUAAGAACUUUCCACACUUUGUUAAAACCGGACGACCUAUCACUGGGAAACGUGGGCUUUAUUCUGCCGAAGAAGUCCGAAUCGAGAAAGGCGUCACGCUGCAAUUAGAUAGAGUGAUUCCUGAAGCUGGACUUGUGUGCAAGAUAGACGGAAAAGAAGUACUGCUCCAAUCAAAUCAACUGGCACGAUUUUAUCUAGAACCAGAUGAGAAAGAGUAUACUAUACGCGAAGUUGUAGACAAUUUCGAUUUACCGCAAUACAUUCGUUUCGUAGAUGAAGAUUUCGAGAAAAUCGUGACCUCGGACUUGACGGAGGCUAUUGACAAUAUCAGCCAUUUCCAUGGUUACUUACAGAUCAUUGGACUGAUUCAACAGGAAGUGGUCGUUGGUCACCACAAGCCAUCUUUAGCUGGAACUUCAGCAGAAAAGAUCACCCAGAGGGCCAUAGCCAUUCUUCCACUUGAUAGCGAGGCUGUGAGGAAUAUUGAGGUCUAUCUUCCAGAGUAUGAAGAAAAAAAUGAUUAUGAAUUUUUCUUGGCGCGAAAUUUUUCCAAAAAUGUCAAUAUGGAUUUUGUGGACGGUGGACUUUAUCUGGAAUUUAGCAAGGCCCCUCGAAUUCAUCUGGUGCCACAUCCGGAACUUGAGGAGGAACCACCACCUAGACCACCACCGCCUCCUGGCAGAAAUACCCAUAGAAGAAAAGCACCCCCUACUCCAACGACUCAGUCUGAAUUUCCAAAACCAUCUGUCGGGGGUCCACAAUUUAGAGAGGCAACAAAAAUCAAAGAUGCUAAAUCCAAUCGUUCUCCAGGCCCUGGAAAAAAGAAAGCACCACCCAUAAAACCUAAGCCUGAGAAGGGUUCAUCAACAGACACGGCUGGCCAGGACGAGGAUUCUGCUGAUGAGGUUGUGGAUGAUUAUGAAGAGAUUGCUGCGGUAAAACCAUCUCCUGGCACUAAGCCCGUGUCCAGAAUCCCACCCUUCAGUAGAAAACAGCCACCAAUCCCAAUAUCGUUACCAGACAACGAUUUAGAGGACGACGACGAUGAACCAGAGUGUCCUUACGAAGAGAUUCCAGAUGUUCAGGAAGUGGAAGACAAUGGUGCCCAAAAAUAUUCGAAGAAAACUGGACUUGACUUUUCAAAGUUGCCAAAGACUUUUAGACUUGGCUUGAAAAAGGUCCAUGAUGAAAUGAAAAAGUUGAAGCGCUCACACUCAGUAGAAGUGAAAAGUCCCCCUUCUACUCGGGACCUACAAGUUUCUUCUAUUGUUGAGGAUGCAGGGGAUAGUGAUGACAGUGACGAAGAGGACUCCCUUGCCUACGACUACCCAGAUCUGACCAAGCUUGCGUCCAUGCCACGCCCUCCACCCGUCAGCGAUACACCUCGAUACCAGGCGUCACUAAAAGUAACAAGACCAGUGGGUAAAAUACAACCGAUAUCUCGCGAGGAGAAUCCAACAAAGAAAUUCAGUGAGAUGACAACAGAAGAGGUCGUGAACUUGUUUAAAACGACCAAGUUACCAUCUCUGGCGUCUGUAUGUGAAAAAGAAUGCUUGGAUGGAAGCUUUUUCAGUUCUCUCAGUGAUGCAGAACUGAAAAAUGCGUUUAAACUAAGUGAUUUGCAAAUUAUCAAAGUGAAUAAAAUUAUAAAUGAAGGAUGGCGCCCCCACGUGACCUAAUUAUAUUCUAAGCUUGGAAAAAACAAUCACAAAACACAGUUAUGUUAUCCAUAGAAAACAGACUGAAAUGAACACGAGUCUUUUGACCUUAAGCACAUCAUGUACUUUUUUCAAACAACUGUCACACGGGGAGAUCAAAGGGAUUUUACUUACAACAUGUAGAAAAAGCCUAACAUUUACUCAUUGUUCUCUAAAAAGUCUCAACCGAGGAACAUAUUGGAAUUUUCCAAUAUGUUGGAUUUUUUUUUUCAAGUUGAAAUAAAGAGUGUUUCAUGAUUUUACAAAAAAGACAGGUUUCUGCUAAUUUAUUUCUUUUACAGUAAACUAAACCAGAAACGAGUAUGAUAUGAAAACAUUAAAUGUAAGUGUUUACAAUGUCUAAAUUCAUCUUAUGAGAUGAGAUACUAGGAGAUUAAGAAGCAUGUCCUAUUGGAAAAUAA
Saccostrea cuccullata (small rock oyster) is the source of this 2651-nucleotide messenger RNA. RefSeq lists its product as uncharacterized. Lineage: Eukaryota; Metazoa; Mollusca; Bivalvia; Ostreida; Ostreidae. The record is from RefSeq and is a predicted model, not a curated record. The transcript has 9 exons. The coding region runs from base 208 to 2211 and encodes 667 amino acids.